UCUGAAAAUCUGUGUCGGAUUCAAUCGCACACCGACUUAACAUCAACGCACAUCUCUAAAGAAUCCGUAACUAUUUGCGCGACUCCUUCCCGCACCUACACGUUUCCGGCUCCGAGUUGCGAGCGCGAAGCUUCGGACACAGUUUCAUCAGCAUCCCAUCCGAUAAAAUGAAGACUUCGAUUAAUCGCCCACCGACACCUGAUGCGGAGGAGGAUCAAGAUCAUCAACCCACUCUUCAAGAAAUCAUUAACAUCAAGAUGAUUGAGAGCGGUGAAAAAGAGCGAUUAAAGGAGCUUUUGAGGGAGAGGCUUAUAGAAUGUGGUUGGAGAGACGAAAUGAAAGCUCUUUGCAGGGCAUUUGCAAGGAAGAAGGGAAGGAAUAAUGUAACCGUGGAUGACCUUGUACAAGUUAUUACUCCUAAGGGAAGAGCUUCUGUUCCUGAUUCGGUGAAGGCUGAGCUGUUGCAACGAAUCAGGACUUUUCUUACAUCAGUUUCUAUUUGACAUUGUUACAUGAUAGGAGGCUGUCCUAAAGUCUUGCCUGCAGCUUUCCUUUACAAAUGGACUUUCUCUGCUUUAUUAUCCCAAGUUUGUUUGGAUGAAAUCUUAUCCAAUAACUUCUUACGAAGAAGAGGCUAUGAUUUCCUUUGGAGUCACAAGUUGCAUCUAAGAACAGAGACUGUACAGUUGAGACAUCCACUUUUUGGGCUUGUAUGGACAGUUAUCUUCUUCUUCUUCUUCUUGGAUCUGUACAUUCUUAGCCUUAUUUUAGACCAAUAUAUCUGGCAUUAUUAUAUAACCAUGGAAAAUGCUGGAUGUCCCUUUGUUUUGCUCUCGGGUUUGAUUGUUCGUGUAUUUUAUUUUAUUUUAUUUUUA
Molecule: messenger RNA, 875 nt
Organism: Juglans regia (Persian walnut)
Lineage: Eukaryota; Viridiplantae; Streptophyta; Magnoliopsida; Fagales; Juglandaceae
Product: transcription and mRNA export factor ENY2-like
Exons: 5
Coding region: 168-503 (111 amino acids)
Biological process (GO): poly(A)+ mRNA export from nucleus; positive regulation of DNA-templated transcription; regulation of transcription by RNA polymerase II
Cellular component (GO): DUBm complex; nuclear pore; SAGA complex
Molecular function (GO): chromatin binding; transcription coactivator activity
Source: RefSeq, a predicted model, not a curated record